UGUAAGUUCUAAUCGGGCCUUCGGAACCAUAGUUGCACAUGUUGUAGUCAAACCUUGCGUAAAUUGAUUCUUUGGUUUUCCGUUUUGCUUGAAAGGAACGUCGAAGUAGCUGUUGGUUAGUCGGUUUGUAGAUCAUAAUUCGAUGCCGAAGAACGUAACAGGCGUUGUUUUCUUUCUUUGUGAUCUAGUUGAUUCAGUUGCUUGAGGUGUUAAGAUUGUCGAGUAGCUUUUGGACUAGCUGAUUGAGACUUGCAUGUUCUAGUCAAAAUCUUCAAAUUCUUGGUGAAGAAUGUCCUCUUUGUUUCCACCAUAACACCAUCUUUUUUGCUCCAUACCUUGCUCUAUCUUUAUGCCUUUUCCGUCAUUCCACCUUCUCAAGGUCAAUAAUUGAGAAUGCAUAUUUUUCAAGGUCAAUAAUUGAUCAAUUAUUGACUUUGUGAAUGAUAUAUAUGUACUAGAAUUUGAUGACAAAUGUGAGAAAGAUGAAGAGCAAACUUUUGUUUUACCUCAUCAACAUAUUUUAUUUUAUUUUUAUGGUAAAUUAUGAAGUGUUACAUUCCUUUGAGAAGGGGAAUAUGUCAAUCAAUAGGGAAUCCAUCAUUGACUUUAGAGAAAGGGAAUAAAAAAAAAAACUAUAUGAUUGGGUCUUCAUCUGGUAACUUAAUUUAUAUAUCCAUGGUUAACUAUAAUUUCUUGGCCAUUUGCAUCUUUGCUUUUUUCGACAAGAGGAUAUCUCAGGAAGUCAGUGGGGAUGCCCUUGGUGAGGAAUUCAAGGGCUAUGUUUUCAAGAUCAUGGAAGGGUGUGACAAACAAGGUUUCCCCAUGAAGCAAGGAGUGUUAACGCCUGGCCGUGUUUGCCUGCUUUUGCAUAGAGGGACACCUUGCUUCCGUGGUUUUGGGAGGCGCAAUGGAGAACGUAGGAGAAAGUCUGUUCGUGGUUGCAUUGUUAGUCUUGACCUUUCAGUUUUGAAUUUGGAUAUUGUUACGAAAGGAGGAGGAUGUCCGCAAGUAUGUCAACACUUACCGCAGAACCUUUACUACCAAAUCGGGCAAGAAAUGCAGCAAGGCACCCAAGAUUCAGAGGCUUGUGACUCUCUUGACGCUGCAACGGAAGCUAGCCAGGAUUGCAGAGUAGAAGAGGAUUGCCAAGGCAAAGUCCGAAGCAGCCGAGUACCAGAAGCUUCUUGCUGCCAGGCUCAAGGAGCAGCGUGAGCGCAGGAGCGAGAGCUUGGCCAAGAGGAGGUCCAAGCUUUCUGCUGCAUCCAAGCCAUCCGUUGCUGCCUAAACUUUUGACAUCAAGAUUUUUGGCUACGGCUGUUUUGCAGUUCGAGAUUUUAGCUUAAUUUCUUUUGCUUUACUUUGAUGUCUUUAGUGGUGAAUCUUUCUGUACGUGGUUGCAAUUGACGCUUUUGCCUUAUGAUUGAAAGAACUGAUAAUUGAAUUGGAUAAUUCUAGCCCGAGUUUAUGUGGGCUCAGUGAAAUCGGAUAUGAUUAUUGAA
Molecule: messenger RNA, 1499 nt
Organism: Musa acuminata AAA Group (dessert banana)
Lineage: Eukaryota; Viridiplantae; Streptophyta; Magnoliopsida; Zingiberales; Musaceae
Exons: 5
Coding region: 544-1212 (222 amino acids)
Biological process (GO): translation
Cellular component (GO): ribosome
Molecular function (GO): structural constituent of ribosome
Source: RefSeq, a predicted model, not a curated record